This is a messenger RNA of Loxodonta africana (African savanna elephant), 2873 nucleotides long. RefSeq names its product G protein subunit alpha z (gene GNAZ). The record is from RefSeq and is a predicted model, not a curated record. Gene Ontology annotation, cellular component: heterotrimeric G-protein complex. The transcript has 2 exons. Gene Ontology annotation, biological process: adenylate cyclase-modulating G protein-coupled receptor signaling pathway. Bases 251 to 1318 code for a protein of 355 amino acids. Lineage: Eukaryota; Metazoa; Chordata; Mammalia; Proboscidea; Elephantidae. Gene Ontology annotation, molecular function: G protein-coupled receptor binding; G-protein beta/gamma-subunit complex binding; GTP binding.
GGGAGGCCACUGCCCGCCGCAUGGUACACCAUGCCUGCCAGAGCUGAGGCGCAGGGCCAGGGGCUGCAGUGCAGCCUGGCUGUGACCCUCUGUCGGCACUGAGCUCAGCGCGGUCCCACUGUCCCCGCCGGGCGCACCAGCCCACUUCUCUGCACCCCUCACAACGCUCUGUCCUGGCUGGUGACCAGGCAGAGCAGGCUCAAGAAGAGGCACCACCCGCGCUCUGUGGCCAGCCUGCUGCUGCCGGACCAUGGGAUGUCGGCAAAGCUCUGAGGAGAAGGAGGCGGCACGGCGGUCCCGGCGAAUCGACCGCCACCUGCGCUCAGAGAGCCAGAGACAGCGCCGCGAGAUCAAGCUGCUCCUGCUGGGCACCAGCAACUCAGGCAAGAGCACCAUUGUCAAGCAGAUGAAGAUCAUCCACAGCGGUGGCUUCAACCUGGAGGCCUGCAAGGAAUACAAGCCGCUCAUCAUCUACAACGCCAUCGACUCUCUGACUCGCAUCAUCCGCGCCCUGGCUGCCCUGCGCAUCGACUUCCACAACCCCGAUCGUGCCUACGAUGCCGUGCAGCUCUUUGCGCUGACGGGCCCCGCAGAGAGCAAGGGUGAGAUCACGCCUGAGCUCCUAGGCGUCAUGCGGCGGCUAUGGGCCGACCCAGGGGCGCAGGCCUGCUUCGGCCGCUCCAGCGAGUACCACCUGGAGGACAACGCAGCCUACUACCUGAACGACCUGGAGCGCAUCGCCGCACCCGACUACAUCCCCACUGUCGAGGACAUCCUGCGCUCCCGGGACAUGACCACGGGCAUUGUGGAGAACAAGUUCACCUUCAAGGAGCUCACGUUCAAGAUGGUGGAUGUAGGUGGGCAGCGCUCAGAGCGCAAGAAGUGGAUCCACUGCUUCGAGGGCGUCACGGCCAUCAUCUUCUGUGUCGAGCUCAGUGGCUAUGACCUGAAGCUCUACGAAGACAACCAGACGAGCCGGAUGGCCGAGAGCCUGCGCCUCUUCGACUCCAUCUGCAACAACAACUGGUUCAUCAACACCUCACUCAUCCUCUUCCUCAACAAGAAGGACCUGCUGGCGGAGAAGAUCCGGCGUAUCCCGCUCACGGUCUGCUUCCCCGAGUACCGUGGUCAGAACACCUACGAGGAGGCGGCCGUCUACAUCCAGCGGCAGUUCGAGGACCUGAACCGCAACAAGGAGACCAAGGAGAUCUACUCCCACUUCACCUGCGCCACUGACACCAGCAACAUCCAGUUCGUGUUUGACGCUGUGACCGACGUCAUCAUCCAGAACAACCUCAAGUACAUAGGCCUCUGCUGAGGGUUGCCAGUUUACGGAGCCAUGGGGUCGCACCCCACACAGGAGGCCCGGCCAGGGCAGGCAUGGGCCCUCCUCAGCCCCACCUUCCCGCAAACGUAACUAUUUGUGGAUGGAAUGCUGAAUAGGUAGGCACACAUGCAUACACACACAUGCACAUACAUGUACCUGUACACACAUGCAUACGUGCACACACAUUCGGAGAUAUUCCCCACAGCGCUGAGGUCCCUUGAAGACUUGGGAAGCAUCGCCAAAUUCAUCACAUGCCCACCUGCCUGUUCAUUCUGCCUUCCCAGCCAGCCCCCCUUGGCACAGGGUCAGCGUUAGACUGCUGGGGACAAGCAGCUGCCAGGAGGAGGUGGCUCCAGCCUGUGCUCCGGACCAAGGACCUUACAGCUGACCAGGAGGGAGGCCCAGAGCAAGGGGCCUGCACCUUCUCUGCCCACAGCGCCUGCCAGCCCACACACGUGCACUGCAUCAGCUUGCUCUGGGCACAGGGCCCCCAGAGCCAGGGUGCGAGGCUGGCCCUAGGCCAUGCUCCGAUCCUCUUAAACAGCUUCAAAAUAUGCAGCAAAAACCAACAUGAUAAAACAAGCGAGACAAUUUCUUUCAAACUAGGCCGACUGGGAUCCAGCUGUUCUACUAGUCUGAUGUUUUAUAAUCAAAACCUGAUUUUUCUUCUCUGACAUCCUUUUUUUUGGCCAAAUCUUGUGGUGUUUCGCGGAAAAAAAGUAACAAAAUUUCAAAUGCAGUUGAGUAUUCUUUUUUAAAUGUAGAUUUUAAAAACAUAUUUUUUUUCAGGUGGUCCUUUUUGUGUCUGGCUUGCUGAAUGUCAAAGUUGAUAUUUGGACAAUACUGUCCCUCUGCUUCAAGGAAACCCUGGGGCGGAUGGCAGCCUGCGCAGCCGCGCAGGACCACAAUAGACGAGCUGUUUGUACAUAGCCGAGCCUCCACAGAGCCCUCUUGUCACUGGUGCAGUUUUCUGCUUUGUUUUUAUUUAAGAAAAUUAAUGUGAUGUAUUUAAGAAGGUUCUUCACCAAAGAGCGAAUGAACAAUAACUAAAAACUAAACUCCUUGGUAUUUAAAGCAUCAGUGACUUGUGGCUUUGUCGCAUGGAGGACAGGGGUCGAGAAGCAGUGCCCUCCAGCCCCCAUGCCUGCAUCUAGCAUGGCCGGAGGCAGCUGUGAUUCCUGUGACGGCACAGACAGCGUUGUCGCCUGAGGGAGACUCCUGCCUUGGGCUUGGGCACCGCUGUGAGAGGCCCUCCGCUGAGGGCUGUGUAAAUACGCGCCCCUGUGUUAGUGGUGGCACCAGAGCGCUUGCCAAAGCCCUUCUCUCAUCCCCUCUGUUUGGUGCCCAUGUGUGCAAAGUCAGUGUGCAAAAUCACAGCCAAGGACUUCACGACACGCACAGAGAGAAAGAGGAGCCGGUGAUGGUGUGCAAGUCCCAGAUUGUCUACUUUAAGAAAAUAAAAUGCGUGAAUGGAGCCAAGCCUAUCCUGGUGUGCUGUGUGCAUGCGUCAAUGCCAUGGGACACCCGCGUAGUGUCUGGGAGGGCA